AAGGAGACGCGCUACGCCCAAAGAAAACGGGUGCCAUACUCAAUGGAUGGCGACGCCAGAUCACUAAUGGAUGGUGUGCGGGCCACUCUGCAGACCCUCCCGAGCCUCUCUGAGGGCGCUGUGGACUGACAAUUUGUGCGCGGCGGCCUCUGGGCGACGGAGCCGCGCCCUUGAGCGUCGUGUGCUGUCAUCUGGCCUGAACACUCUGCCUACGGAACAGCCUCCACCACGAACAUGUCAGACUGUUUCGACAGCAGACAGCAGAAAGGCGCUGCAGGCCCGCUGCUUCGUCCGCUGCUCUGGAAGCGCUGCUCGUUCGCCCGUCGCUGCCUUCACUGUACUUCGCCAGACGUACGCCGCCGACCCUGAGCCCUCACACGCCCCCCGUUGCCUCUCUGUCGCACCGGUUCGACACAGUCGUGCUGUGCUACGAGGUGCCUGCAUCCACCAGAUGCGACUCCCGUCCCGUUCAGCGCAUCCGAGCGCAGCUAGCAGCUCUUCUAGAAGCCCCUCAAAAAAUUUAGGGGCCCAGCAAACAAGCAUGAAAGACUGACGCCGGACUGCGCAGGGGAGAUUUGAAACGCAGAGCCACCCACCUGCACGGUCCCUCAUCUUCGCCACUGUCUGCAUCCCCAAGCACAGCCGCCCCUGCCCGCUACCUGCUGUCUCUGCUGCUGUCCCCCUCUGUCACCAGCAGCUUGUGCCUUGCGAGCUGUUUCAGCGCUGCACAGCAUUCCGUCAAGAAUUCAUCUGCUCGACGCCGCAGUUGAUCAAAUCUGCCCCAGGCGACCAUGGCUCCAU
Molecule: messenger RNA, 801 nt
Organism: Didymella exigua CBS 183.55
Lineage: Eukaryota; Fungi; Ascomycota; Dothideomycetes; Pleosporales; Didymellaceae
Exons: 1
Coding region: 71-553 (160 amino acids)
Source: RefSeq, a predicted model, not a curated record